AUGUCUGAUUUCCAACUAGAGAUUCUACAGAAAUUGAAUGAUUUAGGAGAGAUUCAAUCCUCUUUAAAGACUUUCCCAUCAAAAUCUUCUCAAGAGGUUUUGUCUGCAUUGAACUCUUUGCAAGCUCACGGUAAAGUGGAAUUCAAAAAUAUCGAUACUUUGCACUAUGAUCUAUCCAAGGAAGGUUUCGAGAUCGUAGAAAAAGGUUCUCAUGAAAUUCUACUGGUGAAAUUGAUUGCUGAUUUAGGUAAAUUACAAAUUAAAGAAGUCGGUACCAAACUAGGUUCUAAUGGUAAAGUUGGUCAAGCUCGUGCUUUCAAGAAUGGGUGGAUUAAGAAGAAUGAUUCCAAUGAAUUAGAAUUGUCAGAUAAAGUCAAAGCAAUGGAUUUAAAUCAAUUAGAUGAUACUACUAAAGACUUAUUACAAAAGAUUUCUCAAGGUAAAGAAGAUAUUUCUUCAAUUGAUUCAAAGACUCUUGCUGAUUUGAAGAAAAGAAAAUUGAUUUCACAGAGAAAAGUUACAGAUUUCCAAAUUACUAAAGGUUCGGAUUUCUCUUUAACUAUCACUAAAGCUGAAACUGAUAUUACUUCAGACAUGGUCCAAAACGGUACUUAUAAAGACAUGACUUUCAAAGACUAUAACUUCAAUUCUCAAGGUGUUCCAACUCAAUCCGGUGCUUUACAUCCAUUGAAUAAAGUUAGAGAAGAAUUUAGACAAAUCUUCUUCUCCAUGGGUUUCACCGAAAUGCCUUCGAACCAAUACGUUGAAACCGGUUUCUGGAAUUUCGACGCUCUUUACGUUCCACAACAACAUCCAGCUCGUGAUUUACAAGAUACUUUCUAUUUGAAAGAUCCAUUAGUAGCAGACCUACCAGAGGAUAAGACUUACAUGGAAAACAUUAAAGCUGUGCAUGAAAAUGGUAAAUAUGAUUCCAUUGGUUACCGUUACGACUGGCAUGAAAAGGAAUCUCAAAAGUUGGUAUUGAGAACCCAUACUACCGCCAUCUCCGUAGCAAUGUUGCAUGAAUUAGCCAAGGAUCCUAAACCAACUAGAUUAUUCUCCAUCGAUCGUGUCUUCCGUAACGAAGCUGUCGACGCUACUCAUUUGGCUGAAUUCCAUCAAGUCGAAGGUGUUCUUGCCGAUUAUAAUAUUACCUUAGGUGACUUGAUUCAAUUCAUGGAAGAAUUUUUCAAAAAGAUGGGUGUCACUGGGUUAAGAUUCAAACCUACUUAUAACCCUUACACUGAACCAUCCAUGGAAAUUUACUCAUGGCAUGAGGGUCUAGCCACAUGGGUCGAAAUUGGUAAUUCUGGUAUGUUCAGACCAGAAAUGCUGGAAUCCAUGGGCUUACCAAGAGAUCUUAGAGUAUUAGGUUGGGGUCUAUCCUUAGAGAGACCAACUAUGAUUAAAUACAAGGUUCAAAACAUUAGAGAGCUUCUAGGUCACAAGGUUUCAUUAGAUUUCAUCGAAAACAACCCAGCUGCUAGAUUAGAUGAAGAUUUAUACGAUUAA
This is a messenger RNA of Maudiozyma barnettii, 1512 nucleotides long. RefSeq names its product phenylalanine--tRNA ligase subunit alpha (gene FRS2). Gene Ontology annotation, biological process: phenylalanyl-tRNA aminoacylation. The record is from RefSeq and is a predicted model, not a curated record. Bases 1 to 1512 code for a protein of 503 amino acids. Gene Ontology annotation, molecular function: ATP binding; tRNA binding; phenylalanine-tRNA ligase activity. The transcript has a single exon. Lineage: Eukaryota; Fungi; Ascomycota; Saccharomycetes; Saccharomycetales; Saccharomycetaceae. Gene Ontology annotation, cellular component: cytosol; cytoplasm; phenylalanine-tRNA ligase complex.